Molecule: messenger RNA, 1527 nt
Organism: Puccinia triticina
Lineage: Eukaryota; Fungi; Basidiomycota; Pucciniomycetes; Pucciniales; Pucciniaceae
Exons: 12
Coding region: 1-1527 (508 amino acids)
Molecular function (GO): oxidoreductase activity, acting on single donors with incorporation of molecular oxygen, incorporation of two atoms of oxygen; ferric iron binding
Source: RefSeq, a predicted model, not a curated record
AUGGCGCUGCGAGGCAUCAUCGCCCAGCCUACACCGAAGAAUUCCACAUCGGUUGGAUCGGCGACCGACGCACAUCCGGCCCGGUUGGUGGCCAACCGAGGAAAAUGCGGCUCCGUUGGUGGCCAACCGAGGAAAAUGCGGCUCGGUUGGCAUGCAUGGGCGCUUCCAGAGCCGUCCGUCCAAGUGAUGCUCAGGCUUCAGCACCUCUCCAGGCCUCUACAUGUAAAUAAGUACAGCACCGAGCACAUCGGCAUAGUACUGUUCAGUAUUCCUAUCAGUAUCGGUCGGCAUGCGGGGCACUGUAUCAGCAGGAGCAGGCUUCUGGCUCCUUCUGGUUCUGGAAUCUGGUCAACUUCUGUGUUGUACGUUGCCAAACCCUCUGGCGCCUCUACCCUUGUUUUCUUGCAACCACGCGUUCUGGCCACCAACCCACUUCGCUUAGUUUCCUUCUGCGUGGAUACUCUAGAGGCCCGAUCAGCUGUUCAACUCACGAAACCGGGCUCGAUGGCCUGGUCAAUAUCUCGAAUCGGAAUUAAUGGCACAUUUUACACAUCACCCCCUACGAUCUUUGCCAUUCUGCUUCUCUAUCAUUCGUUUCUUUCCUGUUUCUCAGAGCCUUCUCGACCCAUUCUUGAGCACCGGGCUCUUCCCGCCACCAAAUCAGAUCAACCGAACUCAACAUCUCUUCAAGGAUCACAUUAUAUCAAAAACACAUUUUUGCGCUCCAACCUGAAAGAAAAUCAAACUGGCUUCCCUUUGUCAAUUCAAUUCACCGUAUUAGAUACGGAUUCUUGCGCGCCCGUUGAGAACGCUUUAGUCGAAAUUUGGGGCUCUAACAGUCAUGGCGCAUAUUCCGGAGAACCCACCGGCUCGAGUCCUUCUCAGGCGGAUUGCUCCUCAUGGUUAAGAGGAGGCUUAGGCACAGAUUCCGAGGGGAUAGCCAGAUUUGAAACCAUUUACCCUGGCCCGGAAGUGAAACGAGCUCCCCGCAUAUAUGCCAUCGUCAGAACCGACUGGUAUGAAAUCGCUAAUCAGAAAACAAUAGACUCCGAUUCCGUGCAAUACGCUGCAGCAACUGGCCAAGUCUUUUUUCCGGAUGAACUGAAUGAAAAGAUCUACAAAGAUCCGAACUACAAGGAUGCAUCGACUAAGGCCGUCAAGAACGAGGCUGACCCGUCAUACAAGGUUGACUCCGGUUCCUGGAAAGCCCAAGCAGAGCCCUUUGACGGUGGAAGUAGCGGUGGCGUUCGUGCACAUGUAACGAUUUCAUUAAAUAUCAACGCACCCCCAAAAAUUGAAAUCGGCACUGCACCUGGCCGAUGUACGCCUGGAAGCAACAAUCCACCUGAUAGUGGUGGCACUGAGCGCAUCCAUCCACCCCAAGAGGAACAAAGUUCUACCGCACCCUCGUUCCAGCCACCUAUUAUUGCUAUCAUGAUGAUCAGCAUGAUGCUCAUCUACGGUUUGUAUGGUCACGGAGGCCCCUCGGACAAUGGGAGUGGGAAAAGUCAGAAGUGUCAUACAUGA